Molecule: messenger RNA, 756 nt
Organism: Symbiodinium necroappetens
Lineage: Eukaryota; Dinophyceae; Suessiales; Symbiodiniaceae
Source: the annotation of a GenBank genome assembly
AUGUCGACGCUGGGCUACCGUGACUCGGGCUCGGUGGUCCUGUCGAAGGCUGAGGCGCUCCGACAGGCGCAUGAGAAGGAUGGCGAGCGGUCGCGGAUGAUGGUCUUUUCGAAGAGGCAGAGCCCUCCGAGGAAGCGGAAGGAUGAGCGGGAGGAGCGAGACAAGGAGGAGGCGGCCGAGUUCGAGAUGAAGCUUGCCAACAUCGUGGCGAAGCGUCCAGACAAGCGCCUGAAGUGGCUCCAGAAGGGCAUGCUGCUGAUCGGGAGGAAGAUGCUCAAGGCCUCGGAUUUCUAUGAACUGGUCAUGGACAAGGCUUUCAUCUCAGACGCGCCGGCCGAAGUUGGUGCCAGGAUGAAAGCAUCUAUCCUCGCCAACCUCCACCUCUUCUCUUCCAAGCAGCAGAAGGCGUUGCAAAGUGAAUCAUGCCAUUUCAACCAGUUCUCGUCGGCUUCUUCAAAGGACCGCGCUGCCAAGGAGCCCAAACGCCCAGUCGAGCGCGAAGGUGGCGAGGGCAAGAAGAAGCCCCGCAAGCGCAGAGCAAAGGAUUCCAGGGGCAGCGAAGACGAUGUGGAUUCCCUCGACUCCCGGGCUCCGCCACCACGUCGCCCGCGGCGGGACGACCGGCGGGAUGACCGGCGCGAUGAUCGCCGGGACGACAGGCGCGAUGAUCGCCGGGAUGAUCGGCGCGACGAGGACAGAGACCGAGCUGACGACCGUCGCAUCUAUGCUCGUGGGGCGGCCGACGACGGCUACUGA